This is a messenger RNA of Biomphalaria glabrata, 3053 nucleotides long. Its product is annotated as protein O-glucosyltransferase 2-like. The record is from RefSeq and is a predicted model, not a curated record. NCBI's taxonomy places the organism in Eukaryota, Metazoa, Mollusca, Gastropoda, Planorbidae. Gene Ontology annotation, molecular function: protein binding; glucosyltransferase activity. Gene Ontology annotation, cellular component: endomembrane system. The transcript is spliced from 10 exons. Bases 147 to 1646 code for a protein of 499 amino acids.
AGUGGAAAAGCAACUCCCCUUGGCUUAGGCCUAUUGAUAACUCUGUUAUUUAUGAGCCAGUGUCAUGUGAAAUCGUGGCCAAAAUCGUUCAAUUCAUUGACUGGAUAAAUUAGAACAGGUUGUCUUGGUGCGUACGUUUGUAGGAUAUGUUGUUACCGGGGACGCUAUUUCUUAUCGCCUUAGCCUUUACGUUUUAUGUCGACUGCACAUCGAAUGUCAGCGUCCAGAAAAGUAGGAUCUGGGGACCGGGUUUACAUGCAGAUUUUCUUGUUCCAGUUAGAUAUUUUUAUGUCCAGCUUGUCAACAAAGAUGGUUCGAAUGUGACAGAAUCAGUUGGAGAGGACGCUAUCACUGUGUCCGUUGUCAGUGGAGAUGGGUCUCCAUCCAGGAUUUGGAGUCAAGUCCUCGAUCGCCAUGACGGCUCUUACAUUGUCCGUUAUCGUCUGUACUCUACUACAUCCGGUCUUCAGAUAAGCGUGCAUUUCAAAGGCCGUCACAUUGCUGGCUCCCCCUAUCGGAUCGCAGGUAAUAUUUAUCAUGACACAUGUGACUGUCCGCACCAAACAGUGGAGCAGUGGGCUCAGUUCGUGGGAUGUCCUGCCACUUACUCACAGAUCCGGGAAGACCUGGAAAUAUUCAAGGACCUCGACAUGACCAAAGUGGCCAAAGAGGCGGUGGAGAGAUACAACCGGGACGGACAGCAUAGCCUGUGCCACUACAAGAUCGUGGAGAACAAGGUGUACAGGAAGUGCUACGGUCAGCACGUAGGUUUCAAUAUGUUUGGCGACGCCAUUCUACUCUCACUCACACGUAAGAUGCUUUUCCCAAACUUUGAGUUUUUUCUAAAUCUUGGUGACUGGCCUCUGGUGACCAGAAAACAGAAUCCACUUCCGGUAUUCUCCUGGUGUGGCUCGAAGCAGACAUUUGACAUAGUCUUGCCCACUUAUGACAUCACGGAGGCAACUCUCGAAAUGAUGGGCAGGGUAAGCCUGGAUCUGUUCUCUACACAGGCCAACACUGGACCUAACUGGGCCAACAAAUCAAACACUGCGUUUUGGCGAGGCAGAGACAGCAGACGUGAGAGGCUAGAUCUUGUGGAAAUGUCUCUAAAAAACCCAGAUCUUAUCGACGCAAGACUGACCAACAUGUUUUUCUUCCCUAAAAACCCAGAAAAGUUUGGCGAGUUGGUGAAACAGGUCUCAUUUUUCGACUUUUUUAAGCACAAAUACCAGCUGAAUAUUGACGGUACUGUAGCUGCCUACAGGUUCCCUUAUCUCUUGGCUGGGGACUCUGUUGUUUUCAAGCAGGACUCGGACUAUUACGAACAUUUUUACAGGGAGCUGACGCCUUACGUUCACUACAUCCCCAUCAAGCAUGACCUCAGUGACGUCAUCGAGAAGAUCAAGUGGGCCAGGGAAAAUGAUGAGGAGGUUCAUCAAAUAGCCAAAAAUGGUCAACACUAUGCUCGAGCACACUUAACUCCUGCUGACAUAUUGUGUUAUCAUGUCAGGGUCUUUCAGCACUAUGCCAGUUUAAUAAAGAAAGGAACAAAGGGUAUCAAAGAGUUUGAUCUAGUCAAUAACCCCGAUGAUAGAGACAAGUGCAACUGUCCAAAGAAAAAGGUAACAAAACAUACAGAACUCUGAAGUGAAAGACAUCUUUAGAUUUAUUUUGUUAUUUGUACACAUAAUAAUUAUUUAUAUAAGGUGAUCACUGUUAUUGUUGAACAAUGGUGAUGCUUUGUGGGAUGGCUUUUGUGUUUAUUUUUAUGCAAACAUUUAUGGUGCUUUGUCAGUAACUAUUAGAACUAGUUUUCAUAUUAUGUUCUAUACACAUUCCUUGUGAUAUAUAAAUUAGAGCCUAGGCUUUCUCUGGCAGAGAAUGUUAUACUUUAUAACUAGUAACUAACAGUCUACUACUGGAAUACCUUUUUCUAGAAAUGUUAAAAUACUUUUGUGAAAAUUAGAAAGAUCCUACAAUUCUUGUUACUGAUAUUUGGAAGAACUCCCCCCCCCCCCCCCCGAAUGUUUUCUCACAUUGAAUAAAAGACUUUUUUAUUUUUAUAAUCUACAAAAGAAAUAAUUAAAACACUGGUUUAUUUGACUAUUUUAUUAUUUAUUACUAGUAGGCCCUAAUUGUCAAUUAAAAAUUAUUUUUGUCUAAACUUACUUUGUAAAAAAAAAAAUGUCAUGCUUUAUAAAAAAAAAGCCAAAAUGUUUAUUUGUUAUACCAUGACAUGAGUAUUAUCUUUUCUUAGUUUAUACAAGCUAAUUAUUUACAAAUUAUGCAAUUCUUGUUAUUAUAUUAACAUUACAGUGUGUCUGUUACUGCCUCCAUAAUGAAUCAUUUAAAGACAUAAAUCAUGAGGUCAAUAUAAACUGAGACAAGUGAAAAUUAAUAAUAAAGGAUGACUUUCCAAUUAAAGACUUUUAGAAUGACCAGUAUAUACAUACAUACAUUACUUUAAAUGAAAGCAGUGUGUAUCUGUAUAAAUGUAUGUAUGUAAUUAUUUUGUUGAUCUGGUAUGUACAAUCUCUAUUUACAAUUUUAAUAUAGAUAUAAGUUUAACAAAAUAUUCAAAUGAAAUAAUGUUCAUUUCAAUCUAUUUUUCCCAUUAAUUCAUUGCAUUACAAUUUAUUGUUACAUUCAUGGAGUUCGAAGAGUUUUGUGAGCCUUAACAAUUCAUACUGCUCUUUUUUCUGUCUCUAAAGUACACGAUUAUUUUUAAAUCGUCUUUUUAUAUUUCUUUCCAUGACACUGAACCCAUUUCUAUUUCUAUUAUUGGUGGGUUGGGUUCAGUGAUAUAACUUUCAAAUUAAGUGCACUUUAAAAAAAUUUUUUCAUUUGUAUUCCUUAUCUAAAAAUAUUAAUAAAUGCAUGAUCUGUGAUGUUUGAAUACAGCCUACAAGAGAGAAGUUGAAAUGCCUGUACCAAGUUAAUGCAUAUCAAAAUUAUUUUUGCCAAAUGUAAUUGUUGCAUGCCAAAAAUACUAAUGAAUUUCUAGUCCAUUUUUAAAUACUUUUUUAAUGAAAUAAAAUAUUUUAAGAUUAUAA